Nematolebias whitei (Rio pearlfish) is the source of this 5788-nucleotide messenger RNA. It is a transcript of the gene mn1b, whose product is annotated as meningioma 1b. NCBI's taxonomy places the organism in Eukaryota, Metazoa, Chordata, Actinopteri, Cyprinodontiformes, Rivulidae. The record is from RefSeq and is a predicted model, not a curated record. Gene Ontology annotation, biological process: regulation of DNA-templated transcription. The coding region runs from base 927 to 4664 and encodes 1245 amino acids. The transcript is spliced from 3 exons.
GGCUGCUCCUCCGGAGGCGUUGAUCUCACACAGCGCCAAGCGGCAGAGCGGAGUGCGAGAGUGGAUCUGUGCGCGCUCAGACCAGCAGCGGUGAGAAAGGAGGACGCACGCGUCAGGAGCGGAGCGCACGGAAAGGAGUUAAAGAAAAAGAGAAGUAAAGGAGAGCACGGAGCGGCGGGGUGGAGGAAGGAUGCUGUCAAGCCGCGCGGUGCGUGUGGAGCGCGGGUAGUCAGUGCGCACCGCGCGCUGCUCCUCAGAAACUCAAGGCUCGGUUCUGCCGGUGCCUGGAUUUCAGAGCUGGUGCUUUUUUUGUGUGUGUGGACUAAUCCAGCGCGCUGGUCUCUUGGUUUGAAGUCUGCUCAGCUUCCCAUUUCAAGAAUUUAAAGGACAUCAGUAGCUAUUUAUUCAACCCACAGGCAGUUUGAUCCAAAUUGACUUUUUUUUAUUAUUAUUAUUAUUUCCAGCAUGGGACCGUAUAUAAAAAGUCUUUUUGGGACAUUUAAUGUCGAGCUGGAGUAAUAAAUUAGAUGACAUUAAUUGUUUUAGCUUCCAGCUGAUCUUUUUGAAUCUUUUUGCAUUCUUUUUUCAGUUUAGCCAGCUUUUCAUUUUUGCUUUGCGCGUAAACAUUUUUUUUUAGAAUAUCAUAAAUCGUUUUAAAGGCAAGUUUGUACCCAAGCGUUUUUUUUUUCAAUUAAAAACAAAAACAAAAAACAGAAGAGCUGCUUAACGCAUUCAUGCAGAAACAGACGCACAGUCUGCGUGCGUAUUUGGACACAGUCUGUCCGCACUAAGCUGCGCGUCCUUGGAGAAGUUAAAACAAAACCUCUCUAAUGAUUUCAAGACAUAAGAACUUAUUUGACGGAAAAAUACACAGUGUGCGGAUGUCUGGCAAACUGGCCGUCAUGUGGGAUUGAUUGCAGGGGAGUAUGUUUGGGCUGGAGCAGUUUGGUUCUCAAAUUAAUAGCAGAAACCCUGGCCAGUCAGAGAGAAACAUAAACCAUCAGAGACUUAACAUGGGCUCCCAUUAUAAAAGCCCAAGUUUUCAUGCUGGAGGCCCGCCCGGAGCCGUGGACCCUGGCAUGGGCCCCAUGAACGAGUCACAAAUGCUCGGGCUCAAUAUGAACAUGAACGGGGAGCCUUAUGGGAACUUUCACCCGCGGGGACACCCAGAAAUGCAUGGAGGUGGUGGACUUCAGCAGCAACAGCAAGGACCGAUGCAUGGAUUUUUUAACAACCAGCAACCUCAUCAACAUGGCCAUCAACCUCACCCCCACCAACAUCACCCUCAUUUCAGUGGGAACUUUGGAGCCCCAGAGUCAGGGUCAUCAUGCCUGCAUGGUGGCAGGCUAAUGGGCUACAACAACAAUGGCAUGGGACCUCAGCAGGGUUUUGGAGAAGGAUUUGAUCCUCUUGCAGAGGGACAAGCAGGAGAUGGUUUUCCACAGCAACAGCAGCAGCAGCGGCAGAGUAACAUACCAGACUUUCAACAUCAUGGGCCUCCCAGUGGCAACCAUGCUGUCCCUGCUCCAUGUCUGCCCCUGGACCAGUCACCCAACAGAGCAGCAUCGUUCCAUGGUCUUCCAUCUUCCUCUUCCACCUCAUCUGAGUCUCAUGGUCUGGAGCCUCGACGGAUGCCCAACCAAGGAGCUGUGGAGGGAUUAGAGUAUAACUUCCCAAGUGAGCCUCCAUCAGGACAUUUUGAUGUACCAGUAUUUUCCCCAUCAGAUUCAGAAUCCCAAAUACCACACUUUGGGCCCGGAAGGCCUGUACCCAGUGGAAGUUUCCCAGGGAACCCUGGCAUGCCACGGACACCGGGUAUGCCGGUCAUUUCUAAGUCACACCAGCCGCCACAGCCUCAGCAGCCACAACAUGGAGUGUUUUUUGAGCGUUUUGGAAAUGGCCGGAAGGUGCCCGUGGGAAUGGAGCCGGGGGUCAAUACAAGACAUCCUCUCAUGCCGCAGCAACAACAGGCUGGUUUGAUAGCCAGACAGAACUCGUGCCCCCCUGGCCUACCCCGACCCCCUCAGGCUGAGCCCAGCAACACUAACCCCAACAUUCUAGAUGGAGGGGUCAUGAUUCCUGGCCAACACAACCAGUUUGAAUAUCCCAUUCACAGACUGGAAAAUAGGGGUUUGCACCCCUAUGGGGACCCCAUGUUUAAUAUGCAACAGCCAGCUCCUCCUCCCUCCCAGCAGCCCCCAAAUCAGAGACUGCAACACUUUGACUCUCCAUACAUGAACAUGGCAAAAAGGCCUCGGUUUGAUUUUCCUAACUCACACAGCGGCGAUGGCUGGUGUGGCAGCAUGGAUAACCACCUCUCUCCCUCUGCUUACUCUGGUCUCCCUGGAGAAUUCACCCCACCUGUGAAUGAAGGUUUUGCACCAGGUCCCCUGCAGCAUCCAGGGCCCGAGCCACAGUCUCUGCAGCAGCGCCAGAAUGCAGCCAUGAUGAUUAAACAGAUGGCCUCUCGCAACCAGCAGCAGAGGAUGAGACAGCCCAGUCUCCAGCAGUUGGGUCACCAUGGUGAUGUACCUCCUGGCCCAAUGACUCAUGGAGGUCCAGUUGGGAACAUGCCUCAGCCAAACUUUGACAGGGAAAAUGGUGGCAGGAUGCCCAACAUUGAUGGACAAAAUCCUCAUGUACCUCAGGAGAACUCCUGGUUUCAGGGGUCCCACCCACCAGGAGAGAUGAUGUCACGGCGUUUGGGUGGAGCAGGUAAUGAACCUGGGCCUAACGAUAUAGGGCUUCAGCAGAAUGGGGCUGGGAUGGUGUUUAGGCAAGGCAUUGGCAUGCAGGAUCCCAUGAGAAUAGCAGGAGAUGGACAUGUGCAGACCCUUCAUUCUCCAGGCAUGCACUCACAGUUCAGUGGCAACAUGGGCAACCUCUCACAAAUGCAGUCUCCAGGAGCAGGAGCGGGACACCCAAAUGCACCAGCAGAAAGGAGGCCAUCUGACUUUCCUGCACCUCCAAUGGGAGCACAGCCAGCAUUUUCAUAUGGGGGGGCUAACCGCCAGGGGCCAGCACACAAUGCUUCCCAGGGGGUGAACACCUCACCAGGGAGCUACCCUCCUCAGUCUGAGUUCCCCUCAGGCCAGCGGUCGUCUGUUAGUAAGCUUGGAGCUCUUUCUCUUGGGAACUUCAACAAAACCAGCUCUAAAGACAGUGUUUUCGGCCAGAGCUGUCUAGCAGCUCUGUCCACAGCCUGCCAGAACAUGAUUGCAAGCCUAGGGGCCCCAAACCUUAAUGUAACAUUCAACAAGAAGAACCAAAAUGAGGGCAAGCGCAAACUAAGUCAGACAGAACAGGACAUUAAUAGCAGCACAUCUAAUGGGACUGGUGGUGCUGGUCCUGAGUAUUUUCAGAGCAGCUCUUCCCAGAACAACCAGAUGCCUGGCACCGGGAAUAGCAACUCUAAACCUGUAAGUCAAAGCCAGACGGUGCAGGGGGAAGCCAGUGCCCUCUCCCCAAACUACAACAUGGACGCUACCCCGUGCAGUGAGGGGAAGGCAACAACAGGGAGUGGGAGAGGGAGAGGGAGGAGAAAAAGAGACAGUGGACAUGUAAGCCCUGGAAUUUUUUUUUCCUCUGAUAAUGGUAACCCUGUUGUAAGUCCAGGCCAGCAGACCCCCACUGCUGGCAUUGGGGAGAGGGGUGGGGGCACGCCCCAUGAGAAGCACCUCCAGUCACCCUCUUGGGGAAAAGGAGGAGACCUAAUGUUGGGGGACCAGGCUGACCUUAUGUCUUCUUUAGACAGUGGCAUUCAAAGUGUUGCUGCCAAGUCUGACAGCAGCUCACCAAGAGUGGACUUUCCUGACGAUGUCAGCACUCACUACGGCAACGAGGAUGAGGUGUCAUCCAGCUCAGAUGCAGGGGGGGCCUCUGCCACUAAGCCCAAUCGCAGCCCCAUGAUCACAGGUUCACCUAAAAUGCAGAGGAGUGAUCAUGGUUUAAUUAAUGGACAAAAGCCCCUUGGCAUGGGCAUUAACAAUCAUACUACCUCGACACCAGACAGCUAUGGACUGAAUGCUGGUGUGGGCACCGGGGCCAGUGGGGUGAGCCACCCGGGCACUCCUGGGGUGGAGCAGGUACGCACUCCAUCCAGCACCUCAGGCCAGGAAGAAAUCCACCCUUUAGAGAUUCUUCAGGCCCAGAUCCAGCUACAGCGGCAGCAGUUCAGUAUCUCAGAAGACCAGCCCCUGGCCAUGAAGAAUGGCAAAAAGAGCGGCGAUUGUCCCUCGCAGAACGGAGACAAUGAGCUGGCAAGCUGCAGCCCGGAUGCUGGGAAGGGCUCAAUGGGCACUAUUGACCUUGACGCCCUCAUGGCAGAGCAGCACGCCACCUGGUACGUGCCCGGUGACAAGGCCAUGAUGGAUGGGUCAGAGGAUGACAAGGCCAUGGGACCCUGGGAAAAAAAUAAAAGCCAAAACAACAAUAAGGAAGAUUCAGAGCUCUCCCAGAGUAAGGCUGGAGCUGCCACCACCGGAGCUGGAGGAGGAGGUGGAGGAGGUGGGAGCAGCGGCGGGAACCACCUGCAGUGCCUGUCCGUCCACUGCACUGAUGAGUUGGGGGACAGUAAAGGCCGAGGGGGCCCCGUCUCCUCUUGGCGCUCGCUCCAUUCUGAUAUCUCGAAUCGUUUUGGGACGUUUGUCGCAGCUCUGACUUGAUCAAAAACAAGGAAAGAAAAAGAAACGGGCCUGGAGAAAGAAGGACGGAGAUUUAGAAAAACAGAAAGACAACCUCAGAGACGAAAAGAAUAAAUGAAAACGAUGAGAAUCUAUUGAUGAGACUGAUGUCUGCAGCCCCUGCCUGUUCAGGGCGAGGGGCAUCUACACUCAAACAUGAACGUACUUACACCAUACACUCACACCUAAAAGCAGACUCAAAUGUCUUUUUUUCUUCCUUUCAGAACCUCAAAUCCAUUCUUUUUCUUUUAAUUCCUUUGUUGAAGAAAAAUUAAUGUUAAAGGAAACAUAAAGGCAAAGACAAGAUGUCAGUUUUCAUUGGCUUUUAUUGUAGCAGGGUGUGUUGUGCUGCAACCUCAUGGCUUUUACUCUGUUAAAUUAGCCUGUCUGCCCUUACCUCAGUUACCAGUUUGCAGCCAGGAAAUUUCACCAUUUCCAGGCCAAAAUGCUUCUACACGCUCGUAUUCUGCAGCCCACAGUGAGACAGGGCCUGCAGGUUUAUCAAAAGUUGCCAGAACACUAAGAAGCAGACCCAGAAGACGACUAGCAGAGGAGAAAGUAUGCAUGAAUGUAACAGCAGUUUCCUUGUGAACACACUUUUUCUUUUUGUCAAAGACAGUUUUAAACUUUUUUUAUUAUUAUUAUUUCUGCUCCCAGAGAUGAAACCUGUAUUUCGCUUUCAGCUGUUCUGCUAGAACACUUUUUCCCUCAUUGUCUUUUGCUUUUUUUCUUCUGCUAUCCAUCUUGUGAGCUACUUGUAUACAAUUCAGCCAAUGAGAACUUAAAAAAAAAUGGUGAUCAAGGGUUUGUUUGAAAUGGAAAAUAAAAUAAAAAAGAUUAUUGGUAUUGCACAUGUAUAAUAAGAGAAAAUUUGCUGUGUGUUAGGCAAUCUUGUAACCUUUAAAUAAAGCUUCUGUUGACUUUGAACUUCUCGAACAAUAAAUGGAGGACUGUGACGGCAAUUUACAAACAGAUUUUUUUUGUUAUCGUUUUCUUUUUUUUAUUAAUAUGUAAAGUGCAGUCGUCUGUUUUCCUGCAUAUUGUAUAUAUCUGUAUAUGUUUUAUUGAGUAACUAAAUAACAAUAAAUAUGAUGUUAAAGGUGUCA